GCCGGCCGCCUGCCGGGCCCGGCGAGGGCUCAGGGGGAGAGCAAGAACUGGUACUUCUUCAGCCUCGUGAAGCCCAGGAGCGCCCAGGACAGCCGCAAGUGCCGGAUCGUCGGAGGGGGCAAGGGCACAUGGAAGCAAGAGCGAGGGAACGGCGUCGUCGGCGCCGAGGGCCGCGCCGUCGGGCGCCUGGAGAGGUUCACGUACACGCCCAACCCCAAGGAGGACAAGAAGCCGCCGGAGUGGCUCAUGACGGAGUUCAGCGUCGACCAGCACGACGACGGCGGCCAGCCGAGGUCGGUUCUUUGCCUCUGCAAGAUCUACCAGAGCCCGCGCUUCCUCAAGUCCUCCUCCAAGAACUCCGCGUCCGCGCGCAAGAGGAAGUCCGCCGCGGACGAAUCACCCGCCGUCAAGCGGCAGCUCCUGUUUCCGGCGCCCCCUCCCCCACCAAUUCCGUUGCUGCCCGUCCUGUUUCCCCCGCCCCCUCCUCCCGCACCAAAUCUGUCGGCCGAAGACGACGUCUGGGCGCACAUUGGUGCGGACCCGGAAUUGAACUUUAGCUUGGAAGAGUUCACCGCUCCCUGGCCCUGCUCAAUGACGGCAGCGGCGCCGUCUCUGCUAGGAUCCGGCCAUGGAAGUCAGUGCGCUUAACAGAGUUCCUACAUACAGCGGCCAUCUCUGAAGAUGUUCCUCUCCUCUACUUGUUCAGUUACCCAGGGGCUGAUAGUGACUCCUCUCAACGGCUGAGAUCUCACCAACCGCUUUGAUUAAGUCGCUCUAGUUAAACUAGUCAUUACCUUUACUGCUAUUAUGGUUAUUGUUUGCUAAAAUCAAACCCUGGCCAUUAUACUCUACAGCGUAUACUCCAUGACAAUAUAUAUAUCAUUGCUCAAUUUUGGGAGCAAUGUGAUUCUUAAGUUUGAUUUGAUGCUAUGUUGUGUUGUGCAAUGUGAUUCUUAAGUUUGAUUUGA
This is a messenger RNA of Triticum urartu, 968 nucleotides long. RefSeq lists its product as uncharacterized. The record is from RefSeq and is a predicted model, not a curated record. Gene Ontology annotation, biological process: regulation of DNA-templated transcription. Gene Ontology annotation, molecular function: DNA binding. Lineage: Eukaryota; Viridiplantae; Streptophyta; Magnoliopsida; Poales; Poaceae.